Messenger RNA from Ustilago hordei, 1080 nucleotides. RefSeq lists its product as uncharacterized. The transcript is spliced from 3 exons. Gene Ontology annotation, molecular function: mRNA binding. Gene Ontology annotation, cellular component: cytosol. NCBI's taxonomy places the organism in Eukaryota, Fungi, Basidiomycota, Ustilaginomycetes, Ustilaginales, Ustilaginaceae. The record is from RefSeq and is a predicted model, not a curated record. Bases 1 to 1080 code for a protein of 359 amino acids.
AUGAGAGGCGGUCGCGAACGGGCUCAACGCAAUCUCUAUGUCCUCAACCUCCCCCUUGAUGCCACCACAGACCACUUCGAAGCUCUGUUCGCUCAGUAUGACUCGGUCGAACAUACAGUGAUUCUUGCUACGCUUGACCACCUCGCACGACGAAGAGGUUUCAUCCUCAUGGCCGACACUGUUCAGGCUAGAGCCGCCAUCGAUAGUCUCAAUGGCUACGUUUGGCAUCAUUAUCGUAUCGAGGUUUCCUUUGCUAUUGUUCAGAGGAGCGGAACACCUUUCUCUCAAGAUGUCGCUGACGAUGCUUCUCGUCAGGAGAAGCCAUCACAACUCACACAGACCAGUACUUCCAUUCAGCCCCUCGAGCAUAUGCCAGCAUCCGAUACUUCCGUCAGGCUGGACCAGAAAGUGCCUCGAGGCCUGCUUGAUCAAAGCAGCGACGACGCAACGUUGUAUCUCUCUGUUCUCGAUACCAGCGUGAUCACGUCUCUUGCAAUGGUGAGAGCGUUAACGGAGCCGUUCGGACACGUUGUCGAACUUCACUCGCCUGAGCAGGCACCUGGAACGAGCGUCCACAGCCAGGCAGUUGCCGUGUAUUGCUGUCCUUCGAGCGCUUCUUUGGCACGACUGGCUUUGGAUGGCCUCGUCAUAGGAAGGAGUCGAGUUCAAGCAAGUCUGAGGCGCUCGCCAACGUCAACAAACAUCACGACCUUCGAUCCGCAAAUGGCUUACACACCUGCCUCCCUCACGGGUUCACCUGAGCAGCUUUGUGAGCUGGGCACUGCCUUCACGCCGUCGCAGAAGCGAGAUGCUUCGUCUUCGUGUCCUCCAUCUGCUCAGACCGAUGUUGUGAGCGACCGGAAUAAUGUCGAGCAAGGAUGCUAUCCUCGUCUUCGCCAGCAGUCCCAAGUUGCCGGGUCUUUCACCGGUCCGGACCCGUGGUACAAUACAGGGCUCUCGAGCGACAUGACGAGCAAGUACAUUUCUGAGGACCUCAUGCUCAGCCAAAGGCAAUGUAAGCCGCCCCGACCCAUCGGAGACGAACGUCACCGGACUCUUUCGCAACAAAGGCUUACUUAA